AUGGUUGGAAGCUUGAUGUACUUAACAGCUACAAGGCAUGAUAUUAUGUAUGUUGUAAGUUUAAUUAGCAGGUUUAUGGAAUCUCCUACUGAGCUUCAUCUCCUUGCUGCCAAAAGAAUCUUACGCUACUUAAAAGGGACUCCUGGUCUUGGCAUACUUUAUCAAAAAGGAGAAAAACUAAACCUUUUUGGUUUUAGCGAUAGUGAUUAUGCAGGAGAUUUAAAUGAUAAAAAGCGUACUUCAGGAUAUGUUUUCAUGCUUGGUUCAGGAGCUAUCUCAUGGUCUUCCAAGAAACAGCCAUUAUCUACCACUAAAGCUGAACUUGUAGCAGCAACAUCAUGUGCAUGUCAAGCCAUUUGGUUGAGGAACAUUCUUGGGAAUUUGCAUUAUAAGCAAGAAGAAGCAUCUAUCAUUCAUUGUGAUAACACAUCAACAAUCAAGCUCUCAAGAAAUCCUAUCAAACAUGGAUGA
This is a messenger RNA of Benincasa hispida (wax gourd), 471 nucleotides long. The record is from RefSeq and is a predicted model, not a curated record. NCBI's taxonomy places the organism in Eukaryota, Viridiplantae, Streptophyta, Magnoliopsida, Cucurbitales, Cucurbitaceae.